This is a messenger RNA of Chara braunii, 6016 nucleotides long. The record is from the annotation of a GenBank genome assembly. Lineage: Eukaryota; Viridiplantae; Streptophyta; Charophyceae; Charales; Characeae.
CCGCGCGGGCGCAGGGCCUUCUCAUAUCGAUUUGCAAUGCCAACGUACGCAAGCAGUCGUGAAGAUGGUGUACUAUGAAAGUCAGAGUACGGACAUGGACAUUCUCCGCCCAGUUACGCUGCGCUUUGCCCCCCUCCUCAGAAUUGACCUGUCUGGCAGACUGGCCGAUCAGCUCCCAGUUCGCAUCGAGUUUGUCGGCACUGCUAUGAGAGUAGAGGCUCCGUCGUCCUCACCAUCGCCGUCAUCCUCACACGAGCGCCUGCGCACCUCUCCUGGAGCGGGGACGGUAUUGGUCCCUCGUCGAUGGAGGAGAGGGAAAGAUGGAGGAGGAGGCGGGGGAGCGAUGGGGUCCGAGGGAGGAGACAGUAAUGCAGGGGACGAGGGCGGCGGCAUUGCUCCUUCGUUCUCGCCCGCUGUUUUCCCGUCAAGUCGGCGGCGGAAGAGGAAGAAGAAGAUCUCUGUUCUCCUUCUUCUUGCUGGCUCUCCACCCUCCUGGCGCGCAUGGUUGGGCCUCAGAGCACUCCUGCUAGUUUCGUUCUUUCAGCUCGCAUUGGAACUGCGAGCCGAGGUAUUCGGCAUGCCGCCAACCAUCAUCCCGUCCAGCUCCAGCUCCUUCUCCCCCCCAUUGCCAUCGCCGCCGGCCAUGUUCCUGCCGUCAUCGUCACCUCCAGUUGAUGCAGGAGGCGCACAGCCGCAGCCACAGGGUAGCGGAGGCAAUUGCCCGUCGGCGUAUUAUUCUUGCCAUAAUGGCAACUGCAUCUACUUCCGACUGCGCUGUAACGGCAACGACGAAUGCGGGGACAACUCCGAUGAGCUGCAGUGUGCGGGAUGUUACGAGGGGGCGUUCUACUGCGUGGAGGAGUUAUUUUGCAUCGUGCCAUCGAGGCGCUGCGAUGGCAAAAACGAUUGCAGGGAUGGGUCAGACGAACGGGGAUGUCCGUCCUGUCAAGGCGGCGGGUUUCUUUGCACCAACCGAAUGUGUGUGCGCUCGACCCUGCGAUGCGAUGGGAAGGAUGACUGCGGAGAUGGCUCCGACGAGUACGGUUGUCCUCUGAAAGUCAACAACCAGUCGUUGCCCGGUAAGAACGGGGACGUGGACGCGACCAGGCCCGAAGGAAUCACUCAGCGUCCGUAUGCCAGUGGGGGAACUGGCGGGGCGGGGGAAGAAGUAGGAGGAACAGUGGGCCGGGGGCCGGUCAUGGAAGAGGCGAACGCGGGAACAAAGGGCGGCGGCGGCGGCGGCAGAGUAUCUCGGGCGCUGGUCGCAGGCGUCACCCUCGGCUGCAUCCUGUUCUUGGCGGGUAUCGUCGGUUUCCUGACGUUCUGCUACGUGCAGCAGCGUAGGAGAACAAGAAGGUCGUUCGCUACUAGCAGUGAGGCUGUAGCCGCUGCUUCUUCUUGCCCUCCUAUCAUCAGCUCCUCUGCCCCCAUUGCAAACCCCACUGCCGCCGUCGUCGCCAGUCGGGGAGGGCCGGCUUCUGCUCUCUCGAGCCCCAUUUCUACGUCUUCUCCACCGUUAUCGGCAAGCGCUCGUCGCACGCCACGUGCCCAUCGGCAACACUCCCGAUCCCCCUCGCCAAUCAACCCCAACGAACUGUGGAAGAGCCCUAAUGCAUCGAUGUCGGCAUCGCCGACGUCACGUCCUGCGGCCAUUCAUCCCAGGGCCGUUGGCGGGAGAGAAGUGGGCCCUAGCGGUAAUCAUUCUCAUCAUCAUCACGAUCGUCAGCGUCAACAUUGGAAUAGGAGCGGGACCGUCUACAAGGAGAAGCACCGCUACAGCGGAGUGUUCGCGGCCGCGCGUGGAGGGGGAGGAGCGUCUGUUGUUGGGUCUCCAGGGGAAAUUCCUCACUCCCCGGAGCCACAGAUGAGCGACGGCUCGCUUUCCGAGGAGGUUGCCUGUCUACUUUUCACACUAGAUCAGCUGAAGCUGGCGACGGGGUUCUUUGACUCCACCAACCUCCUUGGUAAAGGUCGAUUCGGCAACACGUACAAGGGUGUUCUGCCGGACGGGUCACAGAUUGCCGUCAAGAGGUUGACAUUCCGCGACGGAUUGAGAAAUGGCAGAGCUUUCAUAAAGCAGGUGGAGACUCUGGGGAUGGGAAACGAUUCUUGCCUUGUGAAGCUGUGGGGCUGUUGCGUGGAGGAGAGCGAGAGGAUGCUCGUCUACGAGUAUGUUCCGAACGGUAACUUAGGCGAUUAUCUAGGGCGGGACUGUGGGGCUGCGAAAAGCAAUUGCAAGGAAUGGGGCAGUGGCGGCGGCGGCGGCGGCGGGAAUGCCGGCGAUGGGAGUACUGGGGGCGACGGCAACGGCGGCGAGAAUGCGGGUGAUUGGUGUAUCGGCGACGGCAACGGCGGCGAGAAUGCGGGUGAUUGCGGUAUCGGCGGAGGUCGCAUCGGUGCGAAUAGCAAUGACGGCGGUAGCAUGGGCCGCGGCGAUGGCAAUGGGGGUAGUGGUGGCGGUGGCGGCGGUGGAAAUGGCGGAGAGAACAAUGGCGGCGUUAGUAGUUGGAUUCGUGAGAGGAAGGAGAAGAAGCGGACGAGCAGCGGUGGUCUCGGGGGCACAGUGACCUGGUCGUCACGCCUGGAAGUCGCCCUGUCUGUAGCGAAAGCGGUGAAAUGUUUGCACCAAUUGCAAGCAGCAGGACCUUAUGGAAUCGUGCAUGGGGCGCUGAAGGCAGGUAAUGUGCUGAUGGACGAGAACAAUAAUUUCAAGCUGGUGGAUUACGGCUUUCCGCUGCUGGCGCAAGAAGGGUGUGAGCUGGGGGUGCUGUUCCGCAGUCUUCACGACACGGAGUACUUGGCCCCUGAUUACGCGAGCACGGGAAGGGUGGAUCGAGGUACCGACGUGUACGGACUUGGGAUCUUGAUUCUGGAGAUCCUCUCGGGAAGACGAGCGUGCGAGAGGACGGCUUCACGACCGGACGGGCAGGGAAACAUUAUCACUUGGGCGCGCGACGUGCUGCAGAGCGACAAUUUCACGCGUAUCCUUGACGGCAGAAUAGCUUCAAGCUCCUUCAACUACGAUUCUGUGGGGAGGGUGGCGGAAAUAGCCGUUAUGUGUUGCGAGCCCUAUGCGGCGAACCGCCCCAGCUUGCAGUCCGUAAUUGCGGAGCUGUCGUCUGCGCUUGAACGCUGCUGCUGAUGAUGCGGCACUUGACAAAUGACCAGAUUCUCGCUUUGUUUUCGAAUUUGGUUCUCUCACGAGUUCCUUCAAUGGGGGGGCUGAGGUGGGGCGGAGCAGACAGGUGGCUGAUAGAGAACAGCGAUGGGGGUGGCGAUGGGUGUAGCGUGGGGAGGGGGCGGAAGGGGGGAAGGCCGACCGUGGUGUACAGCAGCCGGUGCCGGCCGUUCUGCCUUUCGUGUAUUUGCUGUUGUACAGAGGAUCUUGGGUCUCCUAUCCUCUGCUCCACCCCGCGCGAUUCACUGGGUCUACGUCUUCUGGUCAGACGAUUGGCUGUGCAAUGCUGGUGGGAAGAACGGACACGCACCGGUGGGAAUGACCCGCCUCACCCGAAGGCUAUCUCACACUUCUCAUGAUGGAAGUGUUUACCCACGCCACCACAAGGAUGAUGGGUAAACGGAGCGAGAAAGAAGGCACAUCCACACAGGGCAUACCUACAAUGCUACAGACACACAGAGUGUGUGUGCGGGGAGAGAGAGAGAGAGAGAGAGAGAGAGAGAGAGAGAGAGAGAGAGAGAGAGAGAGAGAGGCGCCGACUUUACCGGGAACGGUCUGUGUGUGGUAAUGCGAACACUUUUGGAGCUGCCGCAUGAAGUGAAGGGAUGCCAGGUCUCUCACGGAUGGGAGAAGGGAUGCCAGGUCUCUCACGUCCUGCGAGAAAGGGCGGUAAGAGGAGACUAAUAGCUGAUAGCUGUCGGGAGGAGGAGGGUGGAAGGAGGAACGCAGUGGGGCAAUCCACGAGGAUAUGUGGGAGAGAAUGGACGUAGUUAGCGGUGGAUGCCAGCAUGAAUACUGGGUAGGUGAUUUAUGUUGAAGAUCGUGCUUUUCUGCCUGCAUGCUACUACGAAUCUGUUCUUGCGUGCGCCUGCGGGGGAACGUUUGUGUGGGUGGGUCUCUGUGCGUACAAGGAUAUGUGUGCGCGCUUCUUUGCGCCCGCAUGCGUCUGCCUGCGUGUGUGUGUAUGUGUGUGCGUAUGUUUCUAUGAUUGCGCACUUGCGUGUGCGUGUACUUGUAGACGUUCGUGUGUGUGCAUCCGUGCGUGCUGUACUUGUAGACGUUCGUGUGUGUGCAUCCGUGCGUGCUGUACUUGUACGCGUUCGUGUGUGUGCAUGCGUGCGUGCGUGUGGGCGUGUGCACGUGUGUGUAAGUGCGCGUGCGAGAUGAGGCCAACACAGUGGGUAAAUUUUGAGGACACGAACGUGGAAGUGUAAGAGAUUCUUUAAGGUGGAAGUGAGAGAAGGUGAAUGGGAAAGGAGCGGCAACACACGAACAGAGACAGAGGCAGACACACAGAGAGAGAGAGAGAGAGAGAGAGAGAGAGAGAGAGAGAGAGAGAGAGAGAGAGAGAGAGAGAGAGAGAGGGAGGUCUAAUUCCUGCCUACUGUGUUUGGGUGGGGAUAUGGAGGAGGAAGGGCAGCAUCUGUGAGAGUGAGAUCUGUACGGAAACCGUGGCUUUUUCUUUGUAGAGAGAAUAAUGCUCAACGGUAGGACGUCCAAGCCACCACCGACGGCCGUUUGAGCUCUCAGUGCGAACGCGUACUUGUACGGCGCGCUACUUGUACUAUACUUCAUUGUACUAACCCCAUUCUUGUUGCUAGUUUAUUCUUGUUCUAGAGAGAUCAUCUACCGAAGUCCUGAGAUGCGGUCAUUUACACACUCCCUUCGCACGAUCAUUGUACUGACCUUCUUCCUCUCCGUAGCGUCCUCUGCGACCGCUGCUGCUGUCCAUGCUCAAACCCUAGUACGCUGAGCGUCUCAAAGAAAUGCCAACUAGCUUACCUCUCGAGUCCAGCGCUCUCACUUGAGUCAUUAAGGCCUAACAAGGGAAUAGAAUACGGUACCCACGUUUGACAUCUUGUUCCCACCGUCUCUUCAGCGCUUAACACUCUUCUACGUUCCUGUUAAUCGUUCUACUUUUUCUCCACUCUUCGUCGCCAAAACGUAAUUUACGUUUACGUGCGCCCCCCCGCCUUCCUCUCCACCGAUCUCUUCUUCGUCCGCCUCCACGCAUCAUCAUCAGCAUCAUUGUCGUCCUUCCCGCCGAUUGUUCCACUUUCAUAGGUUCAUUAUUCUCUCCUGCAAUCUGUCAUUGUUCGGUACAAUAAAGGUCUUUUUGUUCCCCCUGUUUUUCGCAUGCGAGAGAGAGACAUUGCUUGACUAAAUGUAGGCAACAUCCCGGCCCUUUUCCCCCGCGUAUCCUAUGCGUUCGUUGCCCGGUUUUCCUCUGGAUGCGAAAUUCGUAGUCCCGGUGCUCCUGGGUCGUUGCCGAUGAACUGGGGGUGCUUCUGCUCGGUGACACCCUGUUAACCAGGCUAGUCGUCUUUCAGUUGCCAUCGGUUUUCCGGCUGGGUAUGUCACGUCAUGAGUAACUGACACGACAUGCGAUUGAGGGAGAAGAAGAGGAACACCUGAUGUGCCCUACCGUAGUCAGCAGCGAGCCACGUUCAGGGAGCACGUGGGCAGCUAGCUACCCGUAGUCGGAUUGCUGACGUCAUCUUUCAUUUGAUUCGAUCUAUUGUUGAUUAGCUUCUUCGUAUGUACAGCAAGAAGGAGGAGGAGGAGAAGAUGUAUGGUUUCUUCCUUGCUCCUCCUGGUUUAGACACCCCCAAGGCUUAACGACGGUUCCUCCGCGCUCUCUUCCGCCUCCCCCGCCCGCCUAUCCCUCGCCCUCGCCUCCUGCGGUGACGAAUCGUCGCCCAGGCCAGGCAUCCUUUCAUUCAGGUCAGUUGAAUUUGUUGUCGUUGUCGAUAUUGGGGCUGAUUGCUCUUGUUAUUAUCGUUGUUGUUGUCGUUUCCCAAUUUUGGUCCUGUCUGCUAACAAAUCAAGAUUAACCAU